Myotis daubentonii (Daubenton's bat) is the source of this 2494-nucleotide messenger RNA. RefSeq names its product butyrophilin subfamily 1 member A1-like. Gene Ontology annotation, cellular component: external side of plasma membrane. Gene Ontology annotation, molecular function: signaling receptor binding. The record is from RefSeq and is a predicted model, not a curated record. Gene Ontology annotation, biological process: regulation of cytokine production; T cell receptor signaling pathway. Lineage: Eukaryota; Metazoa; Chordata; Mammalia; Chiroptera; Vespertilionidae.
GCCACCCAAGGCCUCCUUCUCAGCCACGAGUUUUCCAAGGACUGAUAUCACCCGGGCUUCUUGGAGCAAGUCUCAGAGGAGAGACCUGUGGCAGCCAAGAGGGGUAACCGGGCAGAAUGGCAGAACAUUCGUUUCAGUGCCUGCGGCAGUGAGGGUGAGGAGUUCCCGGAUGCCUUCAUCUCUGUAUUUUCAGGGCCUCCCUCUGUGGCACACUGUCCUCCGCUCUGGGAAAGAUGGUGGGUUCCCUGGACUUCUCUCUGCCCAGAGAUCUCUUCUCAAUCCUGCUUCUCCAGGUGUCCAUGUGGGGCUCAGAUUCAUUCACGGUCCUCGCUCCCUCAGAGCCCAUUGUGGCCCUGCUGGGCGCAGACACGGCGCUGCCCUGCCGCGUAGCCCCGGCCAUGAGCGCUGAGGACAUGGAGCUGCGGUGGUUCCGCUCGCGGUUCGCAGAUGCUGUGUACGCGUAUGAGGACCGAGUGGAGCAGACGGAGCAGCAGCUGGUGGACUUCCGAGGGAGGGCCGAGCUGGUGAAAGAUCACAUCACGGAGGGAAGAGUGGCUGUGAGAAUCCACAGUGUUAGGGUCUCGGACAAUGGGAUGUACACCUGUUUUUUUAAAAAAGGAAAUGAUUUUGAAGAAGCGAUUUUGGAGCUAAAGGUGAUCGGUCUGGGCUCUGGUCCUAAUGUUUUCAUGGUGGGUCCAGAAGAUGGAGGAAUAAGACUGAAGUGCACAGGCAAGAGAUGGUUCCCCCAGCCUGAGGUCCAAUGGAAAGAUGUGACGGGAGAGAAGAUACCUUCUCUCUCUGAGGACAAGACCCAAGACGAUGAUGGGCUGUUUCAAAUUGAGGCAUCCCUCGUUGUGAGGGACAGCUCAUGGAGAGAGGUGUCCUGCACCAUGAAGAACCCCUUCUUUGGACAAGAGCAGGUGGAAACCAUUUUUAUCCCAGAGCCCUUCUUCCCUAGGACCUCUCCUUGGAAAGUAGCAUUCGCUGUGACUUUCCUCAUACUUGGGAUUUUCAUCGGUGCUGUUGUAUUUUUGACCUGGAAAGAGCAACAGGAAAGGAAGAGAGUACAGGAAGCCCAGGAGGAAAAAGAAAAAGAAAGCCAAGCCAAAGAAUCAUUCAAGAAAGAGCUUGGAUGUUAUUGCUUUUCAGACAGAAGGAAGGAAUUAUAUCACCAAGACUGGAGAAAAGCUGGGUUAUAUGCUGACUGGAGAAAGGAACAUUUCAAAGCGGUGGCUGUUACUCUGGAUCCAGACACAGCUCAUACCAAACUCAUCUUAUCUGAGGAUAGAACACAUGUUUCUUCAAAAGAAAAUGUUUCUCAGAACCAUGAUGGCCCCACACAGCAGGAGCAAGAGGGCACCUUCAGUGUUCUGGGCCAGAAUUGCUUUACCACAGGGAGACAUUACUGGGAGGCAGAAGUAAAAGUGGGAACAGAAGGUGGACCUGGAACCAGAUGGGCGCUAGGUGUCUGCUCAGAUACAGUGAAGAGAGAGGGGUGGUUUGUAGAAAGUCCAGAAAAGAAUUUCUGGGUGGUGGCAUACAAGGAAGGGGAAAUCAGGGUUCUCACUUCCCAGUCAGAGCCUCUGUCACUGAGGCAGUGCCCCCACAAGAUAGGAGUGUUCCUGGACUGGGAGACUGGGGAUGUGUCCUUUUACAACAUGGCUGAUGGAUCUCACAUCUAUUCCUUCACUAGAAUCCAAUUCUGUGGGAUCCUCCGUCCUUACUUUAGCCUUCAGGGUCCUGGCACAUCUGUGGCCAUCUGCACAGCCUCAGAUCACACUGAAAAUUGUCCUGAUUCUUCUCUAAAGACCUCUGUGACUCAAUCAAGGAGUUCUGAUGUGGGCGUCCCCCAAGAAGCUAACUCUCUGUUACCUCCAUAAGAAGUGAAGUGUCAGUGCCUUAGGUAUCUCUGAGCUGCCUCUCCUCAAAGCUCUUAUGGGUGAGAAAGCUGUUUCUGUGUGGAGAGUAGCCCGUUUUCAGUAGGUUAACAUUUCAGCCCCUUUCAAAGAGGGGGAAGCAGAGAGAGGAAUGGGGCAACUGGAAAAUCGUUGGGAGAAUUUCCUCUGAUGUUACCUUUGGGACAAUGUGGUCUCUAUGAGCAGUAACCAUUUGUCACAAGAAAACUGCAAACAAAUGCAUGGUAUCUCUUCUGUUCCAUUGCUCAGUGUGUGUUGAAAUAAAUACUAUACAAUGGAAUACUAUGCAGCUGUAAAAAAAGAAAGAACUCUUACCAUUUGCAACAGCAUAGACAGACCUAGAGAGCAUUAUGCUUAUCAAAAUAAGGCAGUCAGAGAAAGAUAAGUAUCACAUGAUCUCACUCAUAUGUGGAUUCUAAUGAAAAACAAACUGAUGAAGAAAAAUAGACCCAGAGACAUAGAAACAUCGAACAGACUUUCAAAGCUCAGAUGGAAGGCAGGGGAGGGGGGAAGGGGGAAGAGAUCAACCAAUGAACUCAUGCGUACAUGCAUAACCCCUAGACACAGACAGUGGGUGG